Molecule: messenger RNA, 300 nt
Organism: Ascoidea rubescens DSM 1968
Lineage: Eukaryota; Fungi; Ascomycota; Saccharomycetes; Ascoideales; Ascoideaceae
Gene: LSM7
Product: Sm-like protein LSM7
Exons: 1
Biological process (GO): mRNA splicing, via spliceosome; nuclear-transcribed mRNA catabolic process
Cellular component (GO): U12-type spliceosomal complex; U2-type prespliceosome; U6 snRNP
Molecular function (GO): RNA binding
Source: RefSeq, a predicted model, not a curated record
AAAAAUGACGGUCCCAAAAGAGAUGCUAUAUUGGACUUGAGCAAGUUCAAAAACGAAAAGUUACGAGUGAAAUUCAUCGGCGGCAGAGAAAUCAUUGGGGUGCUCAAGGGCUACGACCAGUUGAUGAAUCUCGUCUUGGAUAACGUUGAGGAAUCGCUCCGAGACCCAGACGACGACACUGUGUUGACUGAGAAGAAAAGGCAGCUAAAUGGGCUAGUAGUUGUCCGAAGCCCAUUGUUGUUGACUGUGUCGCCAGUCGAAGGAAGCGAGGUUAUCGAGAACCCUUUCACCAAGGAGUAG